Messenger RNA from Rana temporaria (common frog), 1903 nucleotides. It is a transcript of the gene ST6GALNAC2, whose product is annotated as ST6 N-acetylgalactosaminide alpha-2,6-sialyltransferase 2. The coding region runs from base 285 to 1628 and encodes 447 amino acids. NCBI's taxonomy places the organism in Eukaryota, Metazoa, Chordata, Amphibia, Anura, Ranidae. The record is from RefSeq and is a predicted model, not a curated record. Gene Ontology annotation, molecular function: sialyltransferase activity. The transcript has 9 exons.
CUAAAAUAUAAACUUCGUCCUGCGACCCGCCUUCCCCGUCCCGAGAGUGACUGACACUCGCUCGCCGCCCGGGAAUGUGCCAUUCGCUGUGACGGGACGCUUGGACUUCAAGUCGUGACUCGUCUGAAGAGCGAUCGACGGGGGAGGAGCUGCUCUCCUCGGGAGGGAAGCGUCCCCCAACAGCACUCUGAUCAUUUCCUUUUGGGAUUAAUAAAGUAUUCUGAAUCUGAUCAGGCGAUGUGCAAUCAGCACCUCGGCUGAACGUGGAUCUCUCUCGAGCCGCAAUGCUGUUCUCCCGGCUGUCCUUCCAUGUGCGCUCCAGGACCUUCCGGCAGGUUCUGCUGCUGCUCUGCCUGAUGUCGCUGGUCGGGCUGCUGGUCACUCAAAAGAACAGAAUCAUCUCCGGGGUCUACCCCAGCCAAUCAGAGGAGAGGAGUAAUGAAGAGUUAAAGGACCACGUCAAUAAAGAAGACAUCAACAAAGCUGCUAAUGUUACAAAGUCUAUACCACAGACCACAAGGCUACUGUACCCCCCGACCAAGGGGCCCAGCAGACCCUUAACCACUAAAGGACCAUCACUUGUAAACGCCGUCACAUCUCAGAGUUCCAGGCCACAAAAUACGACCCGCAAAAUAAUCUCCAGCACUUAUAAUUUGGGAGACACGUACGCUACGGAUGACAUGCAUGUCAAUUCUAAAUGUCCUAACCGCAUCAGAGAAAAGUUCCGGAAUGCCGAGAACUUAAAAGAAAAAUUUUUGGAGAUGGUGCCGGUGCUGCAGUGGAAAAAACAUGCUCAGGAGUCCGAAUACGAAAGACUUCGGAAAUUUUCUGGAGCCCAGGGUUGGAUGGGCGUCACGUGGCACAUUCUAAACGAAACGCUCAACUUGAUGAACUCCACGGGCAACGGCUACAUGUUCGACACCUGGAACGGGACUUCCCCUUGUAUUCGUUGUGCCGUGGUGGGCAACGGUGGAAUCCUGAAUGGAUCUAGAAUGGGCAAAGAGAUUGACAGCCAUGACUACGUCUUCAGGGUGAACGGGGCCAUUACCACCGGCUUUGAAACGGACGUUGGCAAUCGCACUUCCUUCUAUUUUUUUGGCACAAACACCAUGAUGAACUCAUUAGCGGCCUAUGGGCACAGAGGUUUCAAGCGCAUACCGCGCACAGUGGAAACCCGCUUCGUCCUCUUACCGGAUCACGACAGAGAUUAUUUAUUAGUCCGAGCCGCCCUUACCAACAGCAUCGUCGACCGCAGCCGGGAUAAAGGCAAAGAUCCGGCGCACUAUUUUGGCACAAACCUGACGACGGAACAUUUCAAGAUCCUGCACCCAGACUUCAUGCGUUACCUGAGGAACAGGUUCCUCUGGACCCCCAUCCUGAACACGAAGAACCGGGAUAUAUACAGACCCUCCACCGGAGCCGCUAUUCUCCUGGCUGCUAUACACACUUGUGACCAGGUCAGCGCCUUCGGCUUCAUGACCCCCAACUACCAGAAAUUCUCCGAUCACUACUUUGACGUCAUCUACCGCAAGGUGGCAUUCUACGCCAACCACAAUUUUCGGAAAGAGAUGCAGUUGUGGCAGGAUCUGCACAAAGCGGGCAUCAUCACCCUCUACAUGAGGGACUGAACUCUGGACUGUGACCCCCCCCCCCCCUCCGCAAAGUCCCAAUCCUGGGAACUGGAAGACGUGCCGCCCAUAUCUGCCCAGAUUAAUGACCAGCAUGGCAGUGCCAACCUCACCGCCGUGUGACUACAUUGCGCUCUUUGGACAGAGCUGAGACUCGUCAGCCGACAUUCGGUCUUUGAGAGGAAAGGACUUUGCUGGAUCCUCUCAGCUUAAAGGGGGAGACCCCCCCCCCCAACAUGAAAUCAUAACUUAAGGCGGAGUCUGGCGGGCUGCAU